Messenger RNA from Dentiscutata erythropus, 1376 nucleotides. NCBI's taxonomy places the organism in Eukaryota, Fungi, Glomeromycota, Glomeromycetes, Diversisporales, Gigasporaceae. The record is from the annotation of a GenBank genome assembly.
AAAAGAAAAAAAUGGUAAAUGAGCAAGGCAGCAGUGUAAUUUCUGGUCAUAAGCCUACAGAUGUCAAUCCAAAUGAUCCUUUAACGCUCGUGAUAAUACAGAUCGUCCUCAUUAUUGUUUUCACUCGUGUUCUCAAUGUUGCUCUCUCGCGUUUUCGCCAACCUCGCGUCAUAUCCGAGGUCAUAGGCGGCAUUAUCCUGGGUCCUUCGGUCAUGGGCAACAUCCCUGGAUAUAUGGAUGUUAUAUUUCCUAGUGGAUCUUUAACCUACCUUAAUUUACUUGCGAAUUUGGGUUUGAUCCUCUUUUUAUUUAUUAUCGGCGUUGAAUUAAAUCCUAAAGUGUUGAUUUCAAAUGCAAAAACUGCAUUAACUAUCUCUGCUGCUGGCAUAUGUUUACCUUUCACUCUUGGUAUUGGUGUGAGUUAUGGAUUGUAUCAAUCUUUGAACAGUAAUAAUAAUGUCCCUUUUUCGAGUUUCAUGCUUUUUAUAUGUGUCGCCAUGUCAAUUACGGCAUUUCCCGUACUUGCCCGUAUCUUGUCCGAGCUUAAGCUUCUUAGGACACCAGUUGGAGUUACUGCUCUUACUUCCGCUGUCGGUGAUGACAUCGCUGCUUGGGUACUUCUUGCCUUAGUGGUUUCCAUCAUAAAUGCUUCGAAUGCCCUUUCUGCUCUUUACACUUUCUUGCUUUGUGCCGGUUGGACUUUGUUUGUAGGAUUUGGCAUUCGUCCAAUUUUAAUGAUGCUUAUUGUUAGAACUGGCAGUAAUGAUUUUGGUGGUCCAUCAGUAACAAUGGUGGCCAUUACGUUAUCGUUAGUUUUAACAUCCGCCUUUAUUACGAAUAUCAUCGGAAUUCAUUACAUUUUCGGUGCCUUUAUUAUUGGCGUAAUUGUACCGCAUGAGAGUGGUUUUGCGAUAAGCAUUGCUGAAAAGAUUGAGGAUGUGGUCAGCGUCUUGUUUUUGCCAAUUUAUUUUGCUCUUUCUGGUCUUAAAACUCAACUCGGUUUAUUGAAUGAUCUUCAUAUAUGGGGUUGGCUUCUUUUGGUGAUUUGCGUCGAUAUGUUUGGUAAAAUCACUGGUGCCACCCUCGCAGCUAGAUUAAACAAACUAACCUGGAGAGAAUCUCUUACGAUCGGUGUUUUCAUGAGUUGUAAAGGUGCCCUUGUAAUCACAUGUACCACGACUCCUCUGGCUAUGUGGCUUUAUCCAAGAAAAUAUAGAAGAAUGAUGGAACGUAUACGGGCCGGUCAUGUCACGACUUCGAUUGAAGGUGAUUCUUGGAAAGAAUCUCGUGCAUCUGACGAUACACUAACCGAUCUAUCCAAGAAUAAACGUUUAUUGGUUGUUUUAAAUAAAAUUGAAUGGUUACCUGACCAGUGA